AUGGCGAGAACGAUAUUGCCCGUAGCGUGGGGUUCCCUGGCGACCCGAAUGUGCUGGAGCUGCGGGAUUCCUAGGAAAGAUCUCGGAAAUUUCUUGGAUCGAGCGAGCCCAUCACUACUGGUGAAAUCCCAUGGAGCCCGAGACGCGUUUGCAAGAGGGGGUUUCGGUUGCAACAAUGUCCACUUACUACAUGGACGAGGAGAGCCUCUGUUGAGUGUCGACGAAGACUACCUCGGCGCGGUCCAAAGACCUGUCGAUUCGGCCGCUCAAAUCCUGUCGGAGGCCUACUUUCAUGCCCUCCAGGGUGUAUUCGGCUUCAUUACCAGGGAGCAGUUUUUGCAGGAUUUGGCCCAAUUUCCAGCUCAAGGAAUUCUUCUUUCAUGGGAUCAGCGUAGGUGGUUGGCUCUCGCAAACCUGGUGUGGGCUAUUGGCUCAAAAUGGUCGCACGUGGCUAAGCUCGAUGACCAGGACUUGCACGCCAAGAGCCAUUUGGUGUACUAUGCUCGAGCCCGAGCUUUGGGUCUCGACCAUAGGGUCUUGUUCGACCAUCCAAAUGGUGAAGGUGUGCAGGCGAUAGGUCUGCUCUCGUUCUAUUGGUUCCAGAAUGGGUCAAUCUCCAGGUUCAACGCGGAUUUCGAUUUGAUUUAA
Messenger RNA from Exophiala oligosperma, 648 nucleotides. RefSeq lists its product as uncharacterized. The record is from RefSeq and is a predicted model, not a curated record. NCBI's taxonomy places the organism in Eukaryota, Fungi, Ascomycota, Eurotiomycetes, Chaetothyriales, Herpotrichiellaceae. The coding region runs from base 1 to 648 and encodes 215 amino acids. The transcript is spliced from 2 exons.